GCGCAACACAGUGUAGUUAACAUUAAGAAGGGGGAGGUCUGGGCUCACAGAACAUCUAGAAUAUUGAGCCCAAUUACGUUGACCACCGGACACACGUUUGUGAUAUCAUAUCUCUGGCUUUAAAUUACUUGUAACCAAAAGUUAAAAUGAGUAACAAUCAUAUAAUUAUCCCAACCGGAAGCCACCCGGACACAUUACCGGAGAUCUUAGCCGCCGUCAACUUCCUGUCUGGCCUUCUACGGACCCGUCUUGGGGAGCAGCAGUUACAUAGGUUCGAAGGAGCCAUGUGUGACACGUUAGCAGAGCACUAUCAGCAUCAUUGGUUCCCAGAAAAGCCUGCCAAAGGUUCUGGCUAUCGCUGCAUCCGUAUUAACCACAAGAUUGAUCCAAUCAUCAGCAAAGUUGCCAUCCGCAUUAACAUGAGCAGCCAGCAGCUAUUCAGCCACCUACCUAAAGAACUCACCCUUUGGGUAGACCCUUAUGAGGUCUCCUACCGGAUUGGGGAGGAUGGAUCCAUAUGUGUCCUUUAUGAGGUUCCUAAUGUUAGGGGGCCCUUAAACUGUAAGAGUGAGCUAAUGGGUUGCACCAAACAGCCCAACCAAUACUUGAUGACCGUAGGCAGCUAAACCCCUGCCCUCUGGGACCUCCCCGCACACUGCUUGUGUAUUUGUAAAUACCUCGCUCUGGGAGCCAUGUUUUCUAAUGAAGAUCUAUUUAUAUUUUUAAAGGAUUUUUGAGAUAAAAAUGAAUUGUAUUGAUACCUAGUAUUUUUAAUUCUCAUCUGAGAAACACUAAUGCACUAGUACAGCAUGUUACAGCUCCUACAACAGUCUGCAGUCAUUGAAUAAAUGCGCCUUUAGUAUGUUAAUGCACACGAAUGCUGAGGGACAUUUUGAGCACUUCAGAUUUUACCCUGAACAUCAUUUCCAUGUAUAGUUUACUUAAAACUGGGUACUGAAUUUAUGCCACACUUCAUUGGACCAGCUUGGCUACAAACAUUGCACUUUAUUACUAGUUUAGAAGUGGGGGGGGGGGGGGGUGUUGAGGUUUAACUUUUGCUGUAAUGUAGACCUUUGCUUUCUGUGUUUGAGACUUGGGACAUGUUGCAGUGCGGCAUAUCUGUAGAACAGAGUACAAGUCCUCAGCACAGAGGUGGUAAUCAUUGCAAUGCUACAAUUAUGGCAAAAAUGACCUCUCGCAGAAUUCUAUCAUUAGGUUUCCCAUGUUUACAAUUUUUAGGAAGCCAGCUUGCCUAUGAAGAGGUGUAUUGCCUAGGAUACAUAGGUCUGUUUCCCCCUUUAUUAAAACUGUUAAUUUGCACCUUGAGUAAUGGCCAUCAAGUUUCCAGGUGUUUCAAAUGCCACUUUUGAAGUAGUAAUACAUUUUGAGGAUGUGUAUAAAUCACCUUUUACACUAACUGCCUGUUCCAACUUCAAACCAGGACUGUUGGUUGUAAAUAAGGGAAAAGUAUCAUCUUGAAAUGUCUCCUGUUGUGUAUACGCACACAUUAAUUCACCAACAGAAGUGCCUUCUCCAUGCUACAAAGGUGUAACUGAGCCAAAACUGCAGAUCUUGUACAUACAUGUGACACUUUCCUACCUGCAGCAUUUAGUAGACUCCUUUUGAAAGUUGUGAAGUCGACUGCCACUUUUGGUGAAUAGGAUACUUUCUUCCAAGCAGUGAGACUUGAGCUGGCAUCUGGCUCUGCUGCUUGUUUUUGCUCUUUAUAGAAUACACAUUUUAAUGGGGAGUGUUAACUGCAUUGUUACAAUGUACUGUCUUGUUGGGUGCUGUAUAGCUGUUACUUUGUAAUAAAAAAAGAAAUCCUGAA
Messenger RNA from Bombina bombina (fire-bellied toad), 1831 nucleotides. Its product is annotated as protein BTG2. The transcript is spliced from 2 exons. The record is from RefSeq and is a predicted model, not a curated record. Bases 147 to 626 code for a protein of 159 amino acids. Gene Ontology annotation, cellular component: cytoplasm; nucleus. NCBI's taxonomy places the organism in Eukaryota, Metazoa, Chordata, Amphibia, Anura, Bombinatoridae. Gene Ontology annotation, biological process: negative regulation of mitotic cell cycle; negative regulation of cell population proliferation.